Molecule: messenger RNA, 2039 nt
Organism: Dipodomys ordii (Ord's kangaroo rat)
Lineage: Eukaryota; Metazoa; Chordata; Mammalia; Rodentia; Heteromyidae
Gene: Rcl1
Product: RNA terminal phosphate cyclase-like 1
Exons: 9
Coding region: 174-1295 (373 amino acids)
Biological process (GO): endonucleolytic cleavage of tricistronic rRNA transcript (SSU-rRNA, 5.8S rRNA, LSU-rRNA); ribosome biogenesis
Cellular component (GO): nucleolus
Molecular function (GO): RNA endonuclease activity
Source: RefSeq, a predicted model, not a curated record
CCACGUGGACGCGCUGAGGGGCUGCGGGAUCUGCGGGACUAAAGGGCGGCCACCCGGGGCCGCCAGCGUCCCCGUCGCCGGGGGGUCGCGAUCCGCGUGCCCCAUCCGAAGUCUCGGGGUCUCGCGCCCGGGGAGGGGAGGGGUGGCCGGCGCCUCGGCGUCCGGGCGCGCACAUGGCGACCCCGGCGCACUCGCUCGGCUACGCGGGCUGCAACUUCUUACGACAGCGGCUGGUCCUGUCCACCCUGAGCGGCCGCCCCGUCAAGAUCCGGAAGAUUCGGGCCCGAGACGACAGCCCGGGCCUCCGCGAUUUUGAAGCCAGCUUCAUAAGGCUAUUGGACAAAAUAACUAAUGGCUCGCGAAUAGAAAUCAACCAAACAGGAACAACACUGUAUUAUCAGCCUGGCCUUCUGUAUGGAGGAACUGUGGAACAUGACUGUAGCGUCCUUCGAAGCAUUGGCUAUUACUUAGAAGGACUUCUUUGCCUGGCUCCAUUUAUGAAGCACCCGUUAAAAAUAGUUCUGCGAGGAGUGACCAAUGACCAAGUUGAUCCUUCAGUUGAUGUUCUUAAGGCAACAGCACUCCCUUUGUUGAAACAGUUUGGGAUUGAUGGAGAAUCGUUUGAGCUAAAGAUUGUACGACGUGGAAUGCCUCCCGGAGGAGGCGGCGAAGUGAUUUUCUCUUGUCCUGUAAGGAAGGUUCUGAAGCCUGUUCAGCUCACGGAUCCAGGAAAAAUCAAACGAAUUAGAGGAAUGGCGUACUCGGUGCGUGUGUCGCCUCAAAUGGCCAACCGCAUCGUGGAGUCUGCAAGGAGCAUCCUCAACAAGUUCAUACCUGAUAUCUAUAUUUACACAGACCACAUGAAGGGACUCAACUCUGGGAAAUCUCCAGGCUUUGGGUUGUCACUGGUUGCUGAGACCACCAAUGGCACCUUCCUCAGUGCUGAACUCGCCUCCAACCCCCAGGGUCAGGGAGCAGCAGUGCUUCCAGAGGACCUCGGGAGGAACUGUGCCCAGCUGCUGCUGGAAGAAAUCUACAGGGGUGGGUGUGUGGACUCAACCAACCAAAGUCUGGCCCUACUGCUCAUGACCCUUGGACAGCAGGAUGUUUCCAAAGUUCUGCUAGGACCACUUUCCCCUUACACGAUAGAGUUUUUGCGGCACUUGAAGAGCUUUUUCCAGAUUAUGUUUAAAAUUGAAACCAAACCCUGUGGUGAAGAACUCAAGGGUGGGGACAAAGUGUUGAUGACCUGUGUUGGCAUUGGCUUCUCGAACCUUAGCAAGACUCUCAAGUGACACCUUCACAGGAGAAGGCUGACAGACAAAGCAGAAGCUGCCAAGGACACCAAAGGGACCACAUCCAUACCACUCAACCCAGGACAGGAGAGCCACUUAUAUUACGACUUUCUUGAGUUUCUACUGAAAAUGUCAGCACGCAAAUACAAAUCAAGAACACCUUAUUUUCCAGCUGUUUCUCUGGUGCUGUUAAUAUUCUUCAGAGACUCAAUCAACCAGAGUUCCCUGGCCAGCCUGGGGGAAGGCUCACUGGGACAGUGUUUCUGUGUUUCCUCUAGCUCACAUCCAUCUCUGGCCUUCUGUCCUGUGGCUCUCACGCAUGCAUGGGCAGCCUGGUACAGCUCUUUCUGCAAGGACUUACAACUUUUUGACCAAAGUUUUCCGUCGUAAGGACCAAUGCCACGGUAUAUGGAAGUUUCAUAUGCAUCAGGCAGUGCUAUGCAAAUAUCGGAAAUUUCCAUACUGGACUUUUUUUUUUUUCUUUGGACUCAUGAAUGGGUUGUUUAUCAAGGACAUGUGAUUCAUUGUAAGUGGCUGGGCUGGAGAAGACAGUUAGGGAUGUGUCUAGGUAUUUUCUGUAUCACAGGUGUGCCAUAGAUUUUCUUAUUAUGUUCUUGUAAUAGCCCCAUCAUGCAAAUUCUUAUUACCACAAAAAAAAUUGAAAAAAGGGUAUUUUUGUUCUUUGGAUAUUUAUAAUGGAAAAAUAUUAGAUCUCAUCAUUUAAAAGUCUAAGUGGAUGACAGA